UCUGCUCGGCGCCUUCAAAGCACGCACAGGGGGAAGCGGGGGUCCAAAUGGCGAGCACCGCACCUCCGCCAUCGUCACUACCGCCGCUGCUCCUCCGGCUUCUUCUCGCCGGGCUCGCUCUCACGCGAACCGCGGAGCCGCUGCGGGCCGAGCGGGGAGUGGACGAGGGGACGCCCGGAGGCGGCGAGGGCCACCACGCGGCGGAGACGCCGUGCGAGAUCAAGACCGUCACCGUCUCCACGCUGCCGGUUCUCCGGGAGAACGAGUUCAGCUUCACCGGUGUCGGAGCCGCCGGGAGCGCGGUGGGAGCAGGAGAAGUAGGAAGUAGUGUCGCCGGAGCAGGUGGCACCGCGGGAGGAGGACCAGGAGGAGGGGAGUCGCGGCUCUUGUUGUUCGUCAGGACGGAUCUACCUGGGAUGAUUUCCGUCAUGGAUGAUCUCGACAACACGGCUCUUCCUUACUUCACUCUCGAGAUGUCUGGAACGGAGGAGGGCAUUUCUCAGGUGCACUGGAAGCAGCAGUGGUUGGAGAACGGGACGCUCUACUUCCACGUGUCCGUCACCGAAUCGGAGCAAGUGGCCCAAACGACGCAAGCCUCGGCGCGGGAACCGGCCCACGGGCUGCACGAACACAUGCACCUGCUGCACAUCUCCGUUAUGGGAGGCCUCAUCGCUCUGCUCCUUCUCAUUCUCCUCUUCACCCUCGUCCUCUACACCCGCCACCGAUGGUGCAAGCGCCGGCGCAUCCCCCAGAAGAGCGCCAGCACGGAAGCCACCCACGAGAUCCACUACAUCCCCUCGGUCCUGCUCGGGCCCCAGGGGCGGGACAGCUACCGGGGCUCGCGGGGGACUCACCAGCACGGCAGCUCCGUCAUCGGCGUGCCCAUCCGGGAGACGCCCAUCCUCGACGACUACGACUGCGACGACGACGACCCGGUGGGACGCUCGUUGAACUCCACCCCCAACCAGCUGCACAGCAAACUGAGCGACGGGAAGAUCCAGGAGGAUUACGGGGUCGGGAUGGGCUACGGAGGACACGCCGACAUCAAGCAGGAGGAGUUGAUGCACAAUCUGGACAAACGAGCCCUUGACCCAAACAGGGAGGCGGUGGAGGAUUUGAUGCAGAGGUUCCAGGACAGCUUCCGCAUUCCUAAAACAUCGCCGGACCUUUCCCACUACCAGCACGUCAUCCACAGCUCAUCUACCGGCCGCCGCAGGGUCCCCAGCCACACCAGAGCAACCGGUGGCGUGUUCGGUCCUCAAGGAGAAUCGGGGUCGGAGCCGGAAGACGACAGCCAAAUGAAGUUCUACACCGAGCAGCACAGAGGACGACGGCGCAGCAAAGGCCACCCACACAGUCCGCUGAACAAGGUCACCCUGACAUUGAUUACCAUCAGCACCUGUGUCGUCGCCAUUGUCUACGCCACACAGGAUUCCUGCCCACUCACUGUCAAGGUCACGCUCCACGUGCCCGAGCACUUUGUUGCAGAUGGAAGUAGUUUCGUGGUGGCCAUGGGCGGCUUCCUGGAUGUUUCCAACUGGUUGAACCCGGCCAAGCUCGUCCUCUACUAUCAGACCAAUUCGUCCACGCAGUGGGUCCGGGAUUACUGCGGGCAGAGGACCACCGACCCCUGCGAACAGAUCUGUGACCAGGACACAGGAGAAUGCAGCUGUCAUGACGGCUAUUCCCCGGAUCCUGUCCAUAAACACCUCUGUGUUCGCAGUGACUGGGGUCAGAAUGAAGGGCCUUGGCCGUACGCUAACUUGGAGAAAGGCUACGACCUAGUUACCGGCGAACAAGCCCCAGAGAGGAUCUUCAGAUCACUCUACAGUCUGGGUCAAGGCUUGUGGCUGCCGGUCAGCAAGAGCUUUGUGGUGCCGCCGGUGGAGCUGUCCAUCAACCCCAUCGCCAGCUGCAAGACCGACGUGCUGGUGAUCGAAGAUCCAGGGGAGGUCAGAGACGAAGCCAUGAUGUCCACAUAUUUCGAGACCGUCGAGGACCUGCUGGCAUCUUUCGGGCCGGUCCGGGACUGCUCCCAAGACAACGGCAACUGCAAGAAGAAUUUCAAGUGUGUGACGGACCGUCGGUUGGACUCUUCGGGCUGCUUGUGUCCUAAUGGGCUCAGGCCGAUGAAGGAUGGCUCCGGUUGCUAUGACUACUCCAGGGGCAUCGACUGCACGGACGGCUUCAACGGCGGCUGCGAGCAGCUGUGCCACCAGCAGCUCGUACCUCUCGAAGACCAGCCCGGAUCCAACAACGUGCUCAUGUACUGCGGGUGUGUGCAGGAGUACAAACUGGCAGCGGACGGGCGUUCCUGUCUUCUGCAGUCAGACAACUGCGAGGGGCCCAAAUGUCCGCGGAAGGCCGCUCACUUUAACGACACUUUGUUCGGGGAGAUGCUGCGCGGGUACGACAACAAAAGCCAGCAGGUCAACCUGGGACAGAUCUUCCAGAUGACUUUCAGAGAUAACAACUUCAUUAAGGACUUCCCCCAGUUAGCUGACGGCCUCAUGGUUCUUCCUCUACCGGUGGAGGAACAAUGCAGAGGAGUGUUGUCUGAACCGCUGCCAAACCUGGACCUCCUCACAGGCAACGCUAAGUUCAAUGAGGCAGCAGGCUAUCCGAUGGUUCAACAGUGGCGAGUGCGCAGCAAUCUCUACAAAGUCAAGCUCAGUUCCAUCACGUUGGCCUCAGGUUUUGCAAAGGUUCUUAAGACGCUGUCAGGGGCGAGCACACGCGAGGAGCUGUUGGCCCUCCUCCAGCAACACGGCAGCCACUACGUGUCGGAGGCCCUGUAUGGCUCCGAGAUCAAUUGCACGAUCUACUUCCCCAGCAAGAAGGCCCAGCAGCAGCUGUGGCUACAGUACCAGAAAGAGGCAACAGAUCAAGGGGUUGGCGGAAUUGCCGGUGGGCGUCACGAGUUGAAGGCGGUGCCCUUCAUCAGCUACCUGGCGGCGCUGCAGAAGACCCAGCUGUUGUCCAACGACGUAGUGAACGGCGUGGAGAUUCGCUGCGAGGAGAAGGGUAGCUGUCCGUCCGGAUGCCACCUGUGCCACCACCAGGUCACGGCAGCGGGGCCGGCGGCAGGCAGAGGCCGGGCCGGUAACGGCAGGGGCGGCGAGCAGCCUUCGCCCAUCCCUGUGCUGUUGGAAGUCAGCCGUGUGGUGCCUCUCUAUAGCCUGGUGCAGGACAACGUCACCAAAGAGGCCUUCAAGAGCGCCGCGAUGAGCUCAUACUGGUGUGGCGGAAAGGGCGACGUCGUUGAUAACUGGUGUCGCUGUGACCUGAGUGCCUUCAGCAGAGACGGCCUGCCCAACUGCAGUCCCCUCAGGCAGCCGGUUUUACGCCUGGCCCCCUACCUGGAGCCCUCAAGCACAAUGGUGGCCCUUGAGUGGUUGGAUGUGGAGCCCCUGAUUGGGUGCAAAGUUUCUGACUACAUCAUCCAGCAUAAACGGGUGGAGGACCCCUCGGAGGCUGAGAUCUACACAGGUGAAGUGUUGAGCCUGCUGGACGAUCUCUUGUCCGGUUUGGGUUCGUCCUGCGUGGUACCCGGCAAGAGGAGCGGCGAACAUCCCCACGCUCUGCUUUAUUCUGUCGUAUUCAAGUGCCUGGAGCCUGACAGUCUCUACAAGUUCACUCUCUAUGCAGUGGAUAGCCGUGGCAGUCACUCCGAGUCCAGCUACGUCUCCGUACGGACGUCCUGCCCGAUGGUGGAUGACAGCCGAGCUGAAGAAAUAGCGGACAAAGUGUACAGCUUGUACAACGGCUACACGAGUGGCAAAGAGCAGCAGAUGGCCUACAACACCUUGAUGGAAAUCCCUCCGCCUCUGCUCUACCGAGUCCAGCACCACUACAAUUCCCUCUAUGAGAAGUUCGGAGACUUCGUCUGGCGCAGCGAGGACGAGCUGGGCCCCAGAAAAGCCAACCUGAUCCUCCGGAGGGUGGACAAGAUCAGCCACUACUGCCGCUCCCUCCUGCGUAGCACCCACAUCCAGAGCCGCACCGACACCAUGGCGUACGUCUUCUGCCGCAGCGACGAGGGUCGGCCGCCCGGGGCGGCGUGGCGCAACUCGUUGCACGAAGGACGCACCACCUGCACAGAGAAGCUCAUUUCCAUACAGCGCAACACGUACAGCAGCACAAAACUGCGAUGAGAAGCGAGAACGGGAGACACGCUGCCAGUCGGGACUCGACAUUGACUGCAGCAGGUGUCUCCGUGGUAAAAACGAAAAAACAAAAACUGGGACUUACUUUUACUGUGAGACUACACACAAAAACAUCGAGAACUGUGGAAAAAAAAAAAAAAAAACGAGAAAGUGCAACGUCAACAUGUAAAAUAGUCCUCGACCAAAAGAUAAUGUUUAAAUACUUUGAAUGUAACUUUGUGGUUCCUUUUUUUAUUUGAAGCACCUAAAAGAGCAAAACAAGGGGAUUUCUAGUAAAUGAAACUGCAUCAAAACCAUGCAGAAUACUACUUAUUUGUUUUGGCAAAGAGUACUAAUUUUCCUGCAUUUCUACAGAUCUUGUCGGUUGUUUGCAUUAUUUAAAAAAGUCAAAUUAUAAUAACUUUUUAAAACACAACUGAAAUGAGCAAAAUAGGAUUUCUUCUAGUCUAAAGAUUUUGGACUUCAAGCAGCUUUCAUAAACAUUUUCUAUGCAGAAGAAAUGUCAAACAGUUAAUUUAAGUCCUCUUAUAAGUUAUCAAUGGUAAUGGUGUCCUGAUCGGUCCGAUAUCUGCUAAAAACAAGGUAUUGUGUCAGCAUAUUUUCCAGACAAUAAGCCGUUACUUUUUUCCCCAAACU
This is a messenger RNA of Nerophis lumbriciformis (worm pipefish), 4802 nucleotides long. It is a transcript of the gene astn2, whose product is annotated as astrotactin-2. Gene Ontology annotation, molecular function: protein binding. NCBI's taxonomy places the organism in Eukaryota, Metazoa, Chordata, Actinopteri, Syngnathiformes, Syngnathidae. Gene Ontology annotation, cellular component: membrane; endosome. The record is from RefSeq and is a predicted model, not a curated record. Gene Ontology annotation, biological process: neuron migration; neuron cell-cell adhesion.